Lytechinus pictus (painted urchin) is the source of this 1906-nucleotide messenger RNA. RefSeq lists its product as uncharacterized. The record is from RefSeq and is a predicted model, not a curated record. Lineage: Eukaryota; Metazoa; Echinodermata; Echinoidea; Temnopleuroida; Toxopneustidae. The transcript is spliced from 2 exons. Bases 101 to 718 code for a protein of 205 amino acids.
GAUAUUAUAUCUAAUCAUUUCGGACGGAUUCCAGAUCAUUUUGCUUCGGAUCAGUCUUGCGAUCAACAUCUUUAUUCUUCUCGUUGAGGCAGACAACAACAUGACGUGGCAAGUAGCAAUCGCUCUCCUGCUGGUGGGAGUUGGUGUCGUCUCUGCAAAUCUCGGUGACCAAAACUUUCCAGGGUGUUGGCCGAAGUGGACCAGCGAUCAUCCCCGACCCGCCUGUGACUGCAGUAAAGCAUCGGGUAGAGACUCUUGGGUUUAUGGUGAAAGUGGCUCCUUGACGUGCUGGAGUGACCGAGGGGUACCAGGAAUGGUGUACAGAUUUAACCCAGAGUUACAGACACGUUCCCAAGCCUCAAAGGGCUGCAACAAUUGGGAUGAAGCAGUGUGUGAGGGCGAAUACUUGGGUGGAGUAGACCAAGGGCAAUGGAGAACUGGUUUGCUGAACAUCCAAUUUGAAAACGAACUGGAAGGGGGUGUCAUACCUGCCCUCGCCAAAGCCUGCAUCACUCCAAGAACAAACGGGUACGUGUGGUUCUGGGUCCGCAGGAUCGACUACGGCAAAGUGUCCUUCGUUGAUGGGUCAAGUUCCAAACAAAGCGGCGAAUGCUUGGCUAUCAGAGUCGGUAACGAUGGUAGAAUCUACGGCCGGUAUUUUAGUUGCAGUGACAAGCUACCGUCCUUCAUUAGGAUCACACCAGUACAAAGUCACUAGAGGGACCGAUCUGAAAAUGAAAGGCGAUUGCCUUGACCAACCGUAGAUCCUCUUUUUCAAUUCGAAGUCAAGUGUUGUGCGAAUGAAUCCUCUGGAUGUUAGUUAGCACAGGGUCACCCAAACAGCAUUAUAUAAGAUUAAAGUAUACAUUCACCAUGUCGACCUCUGUUGUUGUUGUCGUUUAUCACGUUUAAGCCAAACUAAUCAAAGAAACACUGAUAAAUAGGCAUAACGAGUUCAUCGAGAAAAUUACGGGUAAACAUUGGCCUACAAGACUCUGAAUAAAACUCGAGAUGACCAUUGCUAUUUUGGACAGCCUGAUAUUCCUGUGGCAUCUAAUUCUAUGGUGUAAUAAAUCAUUUAAUUAGAGAUUGAGAUUUAAUUCAUUUCAAAUAUAAACAUUGCAUUUCCCGACGCAAUAUUGUCAUAUUCAAUUAAUCAACACCAAAUGGUGAAGAUUUGUGCAAAUAAGCAUUGAAACGAUGACGUCACUUUUUUUUUCUUUCAGCAUUUUGGUAACCAUUUCUUGAGUGAGCAUGCAUGAUAAAUAACACAGGUAACCCAAAUGUGGAUGGAAUCGGUUCAUAGAGCCCAAGAUGUGGCCAUAUAAUUUGCACUAAGCGCCAAUGAAAUCAGUAAAAAUAGGCAUGUUUCAAACUUUGGCUUGAUCGCUAACAGUUAUUAACCAGGCAAAACUGCACCCAGUUCGAUGGUAGUACUUAAGUAAUUUUAUUAAGCAUUUAGGUGGACAUUGAUCAGGUCAAUGUGAACCAACUUCUGAUUUCAAAUGUUAUUUUUGGAGGCUUGUCAUUAUGCGCUGCCUACAAUGGGGUCAUGAAAAUGCUGAAAUACCAAAACGCACACACACCCACAAACACACCAGUCCCCUCGAAGCAAACGAAAUGAUGACGUCACAAGAUUUUUUUUCUUUAAAUAUAGGGCUGUUGAAAACAUGACGUAAAAUAUUUCGCCCCGUGUUUUUAAAUAAAUUUAGUACACGACACAACGAGUUUGACCGCCAUUCAUACCUAUUCUCAUAGUAGAAAUGAAAAUCUUUCAUGUUAUUUUCAUGUUUUUUUGUUUUUUUUAUAUAUAGUAACUAUAUUAACAAUCAGAUUUCACGGUUCAUGUAACUUACUGUUAUGAGCAGUCAACGAGAGAAGUAAUAAAACGGUUGGACACAUAUAA